UGCUCUUUUGUGGUUUUGCUCCUCUCACACCCCUCAGUUCUUAUCAGCCUGGACCAGCCUCACAUACCCCACUGAUAGUCAAGAGUGACGACGUCUGUGCAUUUAAAUUUGUCAUUUUAAAGGUAAAUAUGAAUAUUAGCUAUGCUGCAUUUUAAAAUUGUGGAAUGAAAAAAUAAAAUGCUUCCAGCUUUUUUCCAAGCUGUGUUUCUGUUUCCUAAGUUUAACUGUGGUGACUUUAUUCAAUUGAUGGAUUUGAGAGCAAAAUCUUAUUUUGGACCUCAUAAAUGUGCCAAAAGGAAAGCUUUAGAAAACAAAUCCAGAAUUAAAGCAGUUGUGUAAGCUUUAAGAGAAGGUUCUUGUGGGAAGCCCUGCCAUUACAUGGUUAUCAGACGGUGAAAGUGUGAACAGAGUGCGUGAUGGGGGAAGAUAGUAGUUGGAUGACUUGUGGUUGACGGAAGCUGAGAUAGAAAGAGGAACAGUGUGACGAAAUAGAAAACUUCACAGGAAGACCAAUAUGUAGGAAAGAUUCUGACCAAACAGCCAUAGUAGUUGUAUUAAGAAGCACAUGAUGGAUGAAAACCCAGCUGUUCUUCAGGAAAUGGUCACAACACCAGAGCAACAGCCUCGUUCUGAUGAACCAAAUCCAGUGUUGUGCAACAAGUACAAGUACCGCAGGCUCUUACUACCUCCCUUUGCAGUCUCCCUCUUCGCAACUGCGUUAGGUUUGGGGAUCUAUUCCCACUUGCAAAAGACUGCAGAUCCCUGGAAGUCAAAAUGGAAAUCAGCGGCUCCUCUUUGCCUUUCUCCUGCCUGUAUAAGAGCAUCAGAGCAUUUUUCUGUUGCCAUGGAUCCAUUUUCUCGCCCCUGUGACUACUUCCUGUUUGCCUGUGGAGCAGGUGGAUCUUCCACCAACAGGGAUAGACAGAGGGUCAAGGGAGAAGUGAAUAAACACAGUGAAGUGAGGACAAGAGGCCUGAUAGAGAUGAGAAGAGGGACUGAUGGUUGGAGUAAAAGUGAUGGGCAGCUGAAAACAUUUCCAGACAGACAGACUGCUUUACUCACAGCCAUUAAAGAAAUAUUAGAAGCUCCUGAUGAGGCCGUUUCAAUGGGUGCAGCUGAACAAAAAGCAAAGAAUUUCUUCAAAUCCUGCAUGAAUGCAGAAUCCCGAGAAAAAAUGGGAUCAGAACCUUUCCUUACACUACUUCAGCAGUUAGGUGGCUGGGCAGUAUCAGGUGUUUGGAAUCAAACUGAUUUUAACAGCACCCUUGCCCUGCUGAUGGGCCAGUACUCCACCUUUCCUUUCUUCAAUGUGUAUGUAGGGCCAGAACCUAGUGAAGAGCAAUCUGCUUCCAAUCGACACUACAUACAGAUUGAUGAGCCUCAUUUCCAAUUUCCUAUUGAAUGGAACAGCAAGACACAAAAAGCCAAAGCAAAUACUCGGUAUCUGCGUCCAUUCUAUUCAGCCUGUGGUCAGUAUUUGGUUCUCUUAGGAGUUCCCUCUGAUCGAACCACUCAACACUGCGGUCUCUUUGUAUCUCUUUCCACGACUCUGGCUGUGGCCACAUUCCCUCUGCCCUACCGUCUCAGUCAAAAAUUACUGUACCGCAGAACUACCAUCCAAGAGCUUCAGACUCUGGCUCCAGCAGUUGAUUGGCUUGCUUGCCUACAAGCCACAUUUCAGCCACUUCUUAUCAGCAAAUCAGAUAUUGUUUUAGUCCACAAUCUCCCAUACAUAAUCCACAUGUCCAAGACAAUCCACCUAUGGCAAGUUCAGCAUGAGCUGAUGGGCACUGGUCCUCUCAACACAUACAUGAUCUUUAGUCUUCUGCAGACACUCAUACCUGCACUGGAUUCAAGAUUCUUCCAAAUAAUGAGAAACUAUUCCAUUGCAACAGGAGACACACAGGAGAUGCCACACUGGUGGCGAUGUGUUCAGCAGACAGAGCGAGGGUUUGACACCUUACUUAGUCAUGCUAUUAGAGAAAAACAUGCACAAAAAGAGGCUGAAGAGCUGAUUCAAGAUGUUUAUUCAUCCCUCAAGAAGAAACUAACAGAUUUGAGCUGGAGGGAUGAAAAAGAAUCAGACUUUAUUUUGAACAAGAUAAAUUCACUUAAUCCAAGAAUCUCCACCAACACAAACAACCUCAGUUAUACAGAACUCAACCAUCUCUAUGAAAAGGUCAUUUUGAAUGAAGAAGACUUUUUCUCUAACUACCUGCAGAUACUGUUGCUGGAGCAGAAGAGCAGGGCUAGACUGCUCUCACUUGGCACACAGACUGAAGGUUUGUCUAUGACUCCAUUCAUCUCUGGUAAUGACAUCAUCGUCCCUGUUGGAAUGUUUGUGUCACCAUUCUUCCAUUCCUCAUAUCCCAGAGCCCUCAAUUAUGGGACACUGGGAUCACUAAUGGCUAAAGAUCUUCUCCACCUUCUGCUCCCUGAUAUCUACACAAAGGCAAAGAAUCCAGAGACUGAGAGUCUGUGUGUGUGGUCUCAUUAUCUGAGUGUGACUAAGGGUCCAGGAUGGGGUGACGCAUUCUAUCUUCCAUCAUCUAAACAGCAGGAGGUUUGGGUGCAGUACUCAGCUCUACAGGUGGCACUCGAUGCUUAUAAAAUGAGUUUCAAAAGGUAUCUAGCAGAUUCAUCUCUACCAGGCUUCUCUUAUGUUCACUUGUUCCUCAGCUCCUUCACUAAGGUAACGUGUGACACAGACGCAUACCGUGAGUUCAUGCCACUUGAACCAUCAUUUUUGGUGACAGUCCUGUGCUCAAACUCAGGCCUCUGCCCAAAACCACUGACCUGCAUGAAUAAACCUCAGAGUUUUCCUGCUGAAAUGUGUCAAAGCUGAACCUGUUUUUGGACUAUUGAACUUUUGAAGCUGCUCGAUGGAGGGAACAAAGCAGAAAGUCAUUCCACAGAUUAUAAGCCUUUUUAUAUUCACUUGAUAAGUAAUGGGUUUAUGUCACAUAACCACUUUUUUCUUCAUGUGACCAAAGACUAGAAAUAUACAAAGAAGGAUCACUUGCAUUGCUAUGCCUGACAAAACUCUGGCAGCUUACUUGUUGCAGUGACACUGGAAGGCAACUCACAAAUCUAAUUCUGGAGACAUCAUGACUUGAUCAUAUUUAACAAAAUAGAGAGUGCACUCAUUUAUGAUAUCAUUUAUUCAUAAAUGUAUUUAUUCUUUAAACACAAAAGAAUAUAUUUUGAGGAAAGCUGAAAACCUGUAACCUCCAUAGUAGGAAAAACAAAUAAUAUGGAAGUCAAUGGUUACUGGUUCCCAGCUUUCUUUAAAAUAUCUUCUUCUGUGCUCAACAGAAUAUAAGUUAAUGUCAAACUGGUUUUGAACAAAUGAAGGGUGAGGAAAUGAUAACAGAAACUUUAGUUUUGGGUGAACUAUCCCUUUAACUGUCAGGAAUGGAACACAUAGGUUUGUGGAAAAUCAAAAGCAGUAAAGGAUACAUCUCCCAGCUUUCUCAGUAGACAGGAAGUGAAGGUAUAGGAUUUAGACAUAAUACUUUCCUGGAAUGCAUCCUUCAAUAUCCUAGCUUUCAAACACAGCCUAAGAAUGGGGAAAAGGUCUAAGUUCAACACGGCCAUCCUAAAGAAAUAUGUCCCGCCUUGCAGUCAAAUUAGACCAUCAUCAAUCUUUACUGAGUGGUGGUUCUUUGAAGGAGAGGCUUGUUACUGAUUUCGUUGUUCCUUAGAACAAUUCCUGUUGCUUAAACUAGUGUGUGUCUGACCUGCUUUUGACAGGAAAAAUAUUAGGUCACAUUUGAAACACAUCCUAUCACACAUCGUCGUCUGGUUUUUACUCUAGGAGUAUCCUCGAUAGUUGGAGGUGUUAAAUGUAAUCAGAGCUUAAAGGAAUAAUUCACACAAUAAUUCAUUGUUUACCAGUGAUGAAAAUAGUACUGAAAAAUCCCACUCAAGUAAAAGUUCCAUUACUUGUCUAAAAAUGUAGUGCACGCAGAGUAAAAUUAUCUGUUGUAAAUAUUACUCAAAGUAUGAGUAAAAAGUAGCCCUUUCAAAAGUGAUUGUGAGAUUGAGAGUUGAUUAGUGAGUGUUACGCUGUUAAAAGCUGAUGCGUAUACAUGUAAUUUGUGCAUGUGUAAACGUAACAUUCUGUAGUGCAUCUAGUUAUUGCCCAGCAGGCACACAACGUCAGAA
Molecule: messenger RNA, 4167 nt
Organism: Danio rerio (zebrafish)
Lineage: Eukaryota; Metazoa; Chordata; Actinopteri; Cypriniformes; Danionidae
Source: RefSeq, a predicted model, not a curated record